Messenger RNA from Microcebus murinus (gray mouse lemur), 4273 nucleotides. The record is from RefSeq and is a predicted model, not a curated record. Lineage: Eukaryota; Metazoa; Chordata; Mammalia; Primates; Cheirogaleidae.
CUCUAGCAUCUGUCAGUCUCUCUUCAUUUUCCACACCAUCCUCCACCUUCUUGGGGAUUUUCUCCUUGUUCUUUUGCUUUCCUGCCCCCAGGACAGUUGUGCAUUAGGGGAGAGAGAGAGACAGAGAGACACAGAGAGAGUGUGUGUGUAAUUAUCCUGAUGGGUAGGAGUGGUGAGGUGAUGUUCCUGGGUUGAGAGCAGCUGAGAUGGAAAAGGAAGGGCCAGCUUCCUAGGUCAAGUUUCUAGAAGGUCCCCUCAUUUAUAUUCUAGAUCAGUAGUCCCCAACCUUUUUGGCACCAGGGACUGGUUUCAUAGAACAAUGUUUCCACUGACCUGAAGGGGUGGGUAUAGGAUAGGCGGAGCUCAGGUGGUGAUGCCAGUGAUGGGGAGUGGCUGUAAAUACAGAUGACGCUUUGCUUGCUCCACCCCGCCCCUGUCGACCCACCCCCCUCGCCUUCUGCCACCACUGGGCACUCACCUUCUGUGCACCACCAACCCCUUAAGUUUCAUGGAAGAUGGUUUUUCCGAGGGGGUUGGGGUGGCAGAGCUCUUCCACCUGGUCCCUAACAGGCCACGGACUGGUACUGGUCCUUGGCCCGGAGGUUGGGGACAGGAGUUCUAGAUGGUUCUGGGACUCCAGUCAGGUGGCUGUGGGAGCAGCUUCUUGGGGGGAGCAACAAGUAUAAUCAGACUCCCAACUUCCCUAGAAAAAGUGACUCUCUCCUUAACUAAAACUCAGGAUAAUAAUUCCUUUCUAGGGCACUGGGGAUUAAAUGAAGAUGACUUAUAGGAAGCAUAUGAGGUUUAUGGAUGUUAAUUUCUCUUAUGCUUUUCUUUUCUAUUGAUAGAUAACUCCUUUCAAACAGGGGGUGGGCAGAGAAAGUAGUCAUUUGCUAAAUUUCUUGGACCUCGUCCCAGAAGUCUAGUUACUUUUUUUCUGAUGAAUAUCCAAGUUUUGCCAUACUCUUGACUCUCCUGAUAAAGCAGGAGAAAAUGAGCUGAAAAUGCAGCUGAAAGGAUUUAGGGAAAAGCAUGGUUUCUUGAGGUUCUGGAAUGAUCAGUGAGAAGAUUCUGGUUCUCAGAGCCCUUUGCAAACCUUUGUGAGAUGUUUGAUGUGGAGUGUAGCCAGAAGACAGGAGCAUGGAACAGGGAGCUUUCAUAAUUCCCAUCCCCAACAGGUCUUGUUAAUUUUAAAUAGCCUCUGAAUUACUCUAUGACUCAGUUUCCCCAUCGGUAUCAGGAAGAUGUCUGCUGCCCAGACAGGCAGUGAGGAUUGUGCAACAAAUCUGUGUAGGUUGCAAGUAAGGUGUGGUGAUGGCUCUGAGUGUUCUGGUUCACUAUGAUCACCCCUUCCAGCAUCUGGAACUUCCUUAUUUACUGUGACUGGGGCUCCUCCAGGAGUCAUGGCCUUUUAGUCCCACAAAAGCUAGGUCUAGAGUUCUUAGGAGCACGACAACUGUCUCCCCCAACCCAGCACCGCUUGCUGCUAAUUCUUUGCAGGAGUGGCAGACACUGGCCCCAAACCCUUUUGCCACCUGCCUUCUCUCUGAGGCAGCUUCCUGCAAAAGUCUUUCCCUCCUUCCCUUUACAUUUACUCAUUCAUGGGUGUCUGUGAGAAGCCAAGGCAAUUUAUUGCUAUUUUUUCUCUCUUCCCCAGUCUGCAGACACAGCAGUGAGCUAGCAGCUCUGCUUGUAGCUUGUUCAGAAGCAUUGACCUGGCCCAACAGGGAGGACAGCUGAGGAGGAGGGGAGGGCGUUAAUCACCUGGUUGCUUUCCACUGCCACUGAAUGACCUUUAGGCUGCUGGUACAACCAGUCCCCUACACUAGACUAGGGACAGUCUCCUGAGUCAGCGCUUCCUAUUUGGGAAGAGGGACUCUCCUAGGACGCAGUGCUGGAGACAGAACUCUCUGCUUUUGCCCAGGUUUGUAAUUAUUUCUGAAAUAUCAGGAAGUCUCAGCUCAGAGAUGGACUUUGCUCUCUACUUUACCAUCAGGCGAAGAGGCUUUGGGUCCAUAUUAUUUCCAGGACUCUCUCUUGCUUGAAGAAUUAAUCUGUUUGGAUAAUUAUUCAUUUUAAUUAGAGGAGGGCAGUGGCAUCCUAGUUGCAGGGAGAGUUUGGUCCUGUGCUCUCGGUUGGCGUCCUGAAGUCCUGGAAGUUCUGGAAUGCAGCAAAUGGCCUUGCAAGGGUUUUCAGCUGCUGUUGACCAAGUUGAAAAGUGAAGUUCAGCAGCCAACAUUGUAGGGGUACAAGAUCCUUGUCCUGAGACUGCAUGGAAACUGCUCUCCCCUCUUUGGAAUACAGCGUGUGGCUUGGCUUCAUAGAGUUGUGGCUGGAGACUGAAGCAGCAGGCUUUCUGUAGCCAGUCUGUGUUGCGGGAGAGGGGAGUCCUCUCUGCCCGGAAGGCCCAGAGAUGGAAGGACGAGUGGUAGGCCGGGUGCUCAGGAUCUUCCGACACCGGCCGCCUUGGCUCCGAGCAGGACCUCCCCAGGACAAUCCGGGGGAAGCUGUAAAGGAACCGGAAAGAGCCCAGGAGUACUCCCUGCUCAACUUUGCUGGAGGCCAGCACUUCUUUGAAUACCUUGUUGUGGUUUCUCUAAAAAAAAAGCAUUUAGGGGAUGAUUAUGAGCCCACGAUCACCUACCAGUUUCCCAAGCGGGAGAACCUGCUUCGGGGCCAGCAGGAGGAGGAGGAGAGGCUGCUUAAAGCCAUCCCCUUGUUCUGCUUCCCAGAUGGGAAUGAGUGGGUGCCACUCACCGAGUACCCCAGGGAGACCUUCUCCUUCGUUCUGACCAAUGUGGAUGGGAGCAGAAAGAUUGGAUACUGCAGGCGCCUCUUGCCCGCCGGCCCUGGCCCUCGCCUUCCCAAAGUGUACUGCAUCAUCAGCUGCAUCGGCUGCUUCGGCUUGUUCUCCAAGAUCCUGGAUGAAGUGGAGAAGAGGCAUCAGAUCUCCAUGGCUGUCAUCUACCCGUUCAUGCAGGGCCUCCGAGAGGCGGCCUUCCCUGCUCCUGGGAAGACUGUCACCCUUAAGAGCUUCAUCCCGGACUCGGGCACUGAGUUCAUUUCACUGACACGGCCCCUGGACUCCCACCUAGAACACGUGGAUUUUAGUUCUCUGUUGCGCUGUCUCAGUUUUGAACAGAUACUUCAGAUCUUUGCCUCUGCGGUGCUGGAGAGAAAAAUCAUCUUCCUGGCACAGGGUCUCAGCACCCUGUCUCAGUGCAUCCACGCUGCUGCCGCGCUGCUCUACCCCUUCAGCUGGGCACAUACCUACAUCCCUGUUGUCCCCGAGAGCCUUCUGGCCACCGUUUGCUGCCCCACUCCCUUCAUGGUUGGAGUACAAAUGCGCUUUCGGCAGGAGGUCAUGGACAGCCCCAUGGAAGAGGUCCUGCUGGUGAAUCUUUGUGAAGGAACUUUCUUAUUGUCGGUCGGCGAUGAAAAAGACAUCCUACCACCAAAGCUUCAGGAGGACAUCUUGGGCUCUCUUGGUCGGGGGAUUGAUGAGUUAAAGACUUCAGAAGAAAUCAACGAGCAUGUUUCAGGCCCCUUUGUGCAGUUCUUUGUCAAAACCGUGGGCCACUAUGCUUCCUAUAUCAAGCGGGAGGCAAAUGGGCAAGGCCACUUCCAAGAACGGUCCUUCUGUAAGGCUCUGACCUCCAAGACCAACCGCCGAUUUGUGAAGAAAUUUGUGAAGACACAGCUCUUCUCCCUCUUCAUCCAGGAAGCCGAGAAGAGCAAGAAUCCCCCUGAAGGCUAUUUCCAACAGAAAAUACUUGAAUAUGAGGAACAGAAGAAACAGAAGAAACCCAGGGAAAAGACUGUGAAAUAAGAGCUGUGUGAACAAGAGAGACUAGACCUACUGGUCAGUGCUGGACUUCAGCCCCUGCCAGAGUGGUAGGAUCAGGGAAGCUCUCAGCCCCCAGAAUCCACAGCCUCCUUCCAAGUCCACCAUCCAGGUCUUGCUUCAAACUAGUGACUGAGUUUGGUAUUCCUGGUAUCGCCUUUUUCAGGACUUUGGAGGGCUCUGACUCCAUGCUCACAGAACUGGGCCCAGAGCUGCAUUUUUUUGCGGAGGUAUCACGGAGCCGGAAACAGUAGUACAGGUGUUGUAGACGCUUGGUUAAAAGUUGUUGCCACUGCCCUGUCUUGGGGACCGCCAUUACAAAAAUCUUCAACAGAGAACAGAGUUGUGACCCAAAGGCUUAGGCCCUCCACAAAAAAAAGGUCUGUGGACAUGUGAGGAUGAGAGUAAAGAGGAAAAUCUUAUUGCUUA